AUUUUAAAUAAGUAAAUUUUUGAUUGUUAACUGUACAUAUUUAUUAGCAAUUGAAAAACUAUCUUCAAUAUGAUUGGUCAAUUAAAUGAAAUCUGCGUCAAAACAUCAGUUAAAUAGUCACUCCUAAUAAAAGAGAAUGAAACCGGUAUUUCUAUCUCUUUCUUUCUUUUAAUAUUGAGGAGUGUUGUAGAAAUGGCAGCAGGGACUCUCUAUACUUAUCCCGAUAACUUUCGGGCUGCCAAAACUCUUAUUGCAGCUCAAUAUGCAAAAGCUGAUAUCAAAAUUGCUCCAAAUUUUGUUUUUGGAGAAACUAAUAAAACCAGUGAUUUUUUAAAGAAAUUUCCUACUGGAAAGGUUCCAGCUUUUGAGUCAAAGGAUGGUAAAUACCUACAAGAUACUAACGCAAUAGCAUAUUACGUCGCAAAUGAUGAAUUAAGAGGUAAAAAUGAUUACGAUAGAGCACAAAUAUUGCAAUGGAUUGGUUUUGCCGAAGGAGAAAUUUUACCCGUUGUAUGUGCUUGGGUAUUCCCCGUCUUAGGAAUUUUAAAGAACGAUUCUGCAAAAGACUCUUUCCAGAGGGUGAAGGAUGAUAUUAAAAUUCCAUUAACAAUUCUCAACAGCCAUUUACUAACAAGGACUUAUUUAGUUGGAGAAAGAAUAACUUUGGCUGAUAUCGUAAUUGCUUGCAAUCUCCUUAACGCCUAUAAAUAUGUACUCGAUCCGAGUUUCAGGAAACCUUUCGUUGCUCUUAACAGAUGGUUUACAACUUUAAUUAACCAACCACAAUUCAAAGCAGUGCUCGGUGAUGUAGUAUUCUGCGAUAAAGUUGCUCAACUUGGAAAUUUGGAUGUAUCAGCUCAAUCGCAAGGUAAGAGCAAAAAGAAGGAAGCUAAGAAACAAGAACCGAAAUCAGAAAAGAAACAAACUCCCAAAAAAGAAAAGGAACCUGAAGAAGAACUAGAUGCUGCUGAUGCCGUUCUAGCAGCUGAACCUCCAAGCAAAGACCCGUUCGCCGAAUUACCAAAAGGAACUUUCAAUAUGGACGAUUUCAAACGCGUUUAUUCCAAUGAAGAAGAAAGCAAAUCAAUCCCGUAUUUCUGGGAAAAAUUCGAUCCAGAAUGUUAUUCAAUUUGGUAUAGCGAAUACAAAUAUCCCAAAGAACUAACUAAAGUGUUCAUGAGUUGUAAUUUGAUUACUGGAAUGCAACAGAGAUUGGACAAGAUGCGAAAACAAACUUUUGCAUCCGUGUGUUUAUUUGGCACUGACAAUGACAGUACCAUCUCUGGUAUUUGGGUGUGGAGAGGUCAAGACUUGGCUUUCACGUUAUCACCCGAUUGGCAAAUAGAUUAUGAAAGCUAUGAAUGGAAAAAACUGGAUCCCAAAUCCGAAGAAACGAAAAAACUUGUAGAACAAUACUUUUCAUGGACCGGUACUGAUAAAGAAGGCAGAAAAUUCAACCAAGGAAAAAUUUUCAAGUGAUUGGAAAAUCGAUAUAUGAAAAGAAGUCAUGUUUUGUUUCAUCCUAUUAAUUUUUAUUUUUACUUAAUGAAACUUUUAUGAAGUCUA
Diorhabda carinulata is the source of this 1566-nucleotide messenger RNA. RefSeq names its product elongation factor 1-gamma (gene eEF1gamma). Bases 193 to 1479 code for a protein of 428 amino acids. The transcript is spliced from 7 exons. Gene Ontology annotation, biological process: translational elongation. Gene Ontology annotation, molecular function: translation elongation factor activity. The record is from RefSeq and is a predicted model, not a curated record. NCBI's taxonomy places the organism in Eukaryota, Metazoa, Arthropoda, Insecta, Coleoptera, Chrysomelidae. Gene Ontology annotation, cellular component: cytoplasm; nucleus.